UACUAGUUAAAAUUGCAGGACUCUCCCUCCGUUGAAAUAAAAAAAAAAAUGCUCCGUAGAGCCAGUUCCCGGAUGUUGUCGAGGAUCAGUGUCCGCCAAUACGCCGAUGCAGUCAACAUCACGGGCAGUGUGCGAGCGGCGUACGCCAAGGGAAUGGCGGCACGACCCCUCGACAAGCAGCUGCUGCCUAAGUCCAUGUACGGCGGAAUCAACUACGUGACCCUGCUCACGGGCAGCACAAUCAUCGGCCAGCAGGGAGCCAAGUUCGUGACGACGCUGCUGCAGAGCAGCCGGGUGCCCGUGGAGACGCAGAUCAUCGAGGCGGGACAGGACGAUGAGUACUUCAACUCGGUGCUGCGGAAUAGAUCCGCCGUUCACGUCGACAUCCAGGCGGAUGGGCCGGCCAAGGAGAAGGCGCUCAAGAUCAGUAACGAUCUGGAUUUGUAUGUGUUCAAGACCCGGACGCGCAGCUUUCCCGGUUUCAACUGCCGCUUUCCGGGCGUGGAUAUCCAGAUGAUUGGCCAAAACAACAUGGGCAACUACAGCGAGCUGGAGUAUUCACCCGUAAAGGGUGUGGUGGAGGCCCUAUCCGUCGUUACCCAGAAGGGCAAUGAGAAGUACCUGAAGCACGCCUUCGCUGCGGCGGCCAAGGCGGGCCGGAAACGGGUGACCCUGAUCAACAAGGCCAAGGAGUGGCCCAUUAGCGAUGGCUCCCUGGUGAAGGCCGCCAUGGAGAUGCACUGCGACUAUAAACACUGCCUGGAGCUGGAGCUCAUGGAGGUGGAGGAGGCCGUCAGCCGGCUGAUCACCGACCCCACCUACUUCGACUGCCUCUUCGCCAGCGAUCGCUAUGCCACCUUUCUGUCCACGAUCUGCAGUGGUGUCUGUGGCGGAGCCAAUCUCUUCAGUGCCGUGGAGAUCGGCGAUCACCAUGCCGUGUUCAAGCCCCUGCAGACAAAGCUCUCGCUGACCAACUAUGCCACCCUGAGUGCCUAUGGGAUCGUGGCCACCAUUGUGGAUCUCUUCCAGCACCUGGGUCACGACAAGUGCGCGGAUGCUCUGUGGACCGAGAUGCUGCGCACCAUGGAAGAGGGUAUCCGCACCCAGGAGUUCGGGGGCAAGGACAACGGCGAGUACGUUAUCUGCAACAUUGUCAACAAAUUGCGAUGCCGAAGUUUGGGUAUGGCUUAAGCCAGGAAAAACCUGCGGUCAACCCUGCUAUAUCGAACAUAAUCAUUCCUAGAUUAAUAAUGAAUUGAUAAUAAAGGCUAACUUUUCCUAAAA
Messenger RNA from Drosophila elegans, 1284 nucleotides. RefSeq names its product isocitrate dehydrogenase [NAD] subunit gamma, mitochondrial. Gene Ontology annotation, cellular component: mitochondrion. Lineage: Eukaryota; Metazoa; Arthropoda; Insecta; Diptera; Drosophilidae. Gene Ontology annotation, biological process: isocitrate metabolic process; tricarboxylic acid cycle. The transcript has a single exon. The coding region runs from base 49 to 1191 and encodes 380 amino acids. The record is from RefSeq and is a predicted model, not a curated record.